Molecule: messenger RNA, 385 nt
Organism: Paramecium tetraurelia
Lineage: Eukaryota; Ciliophora; Oligohymenophorea; Peniculida; Parameciidae
Exons: 2
Source: RefSeq, a predicted model, not a curated record
AUGAAAAAGAUUUUGGCAAUUGCAUUACUAAUCCUUUGUAUCACAGCUAAAAAGCAUCACAAAUAAGAGGAGGGCCAAGAAGAAAUAACUCCCAUGGUUUAAUGCCUUUAAGAUCAUUGUCUUAAUGAAGCAUUCGGAUGUGUCUUCAAUGAGGAAUGUAGCAAGACCAUGGAGAGUUGUGAUAAGGAAUAUGGAGAGGGUAUCAAAUUAGAAUAGUUUGUUUCAUGUACCGCAAAUGAUGAAGCCGCUUCUGCAUUGGCUGCCUGCAUGUAAAACAACUGUGCCAGUUUUGAAUAAAUGAUGAGAUUCUUCAACAAAAGAAAGUGAUUUUGAUGAUUUUAUAAUAACCAUAUUCAAAUAUAGUCAUCAUUCAUUGCCAAAAAAA